Molecule: messenger RNA, 945 nt
Organism: Penaeus indicus
Lineage: Eukaryota; Metazoa; Arthropoda; Malacostraca; Decapoda; Penaeidae
Exons: 6
Coding region: 96-761 (221 amino acids)
Source: RefSeq, a predicted model, not a curated record
GCCAAAACGAGCCGAAGGGAGUGAUUUGAAAGCGAAGAGACGAGUGAAAGAAACAUCUGUCGGCCUUCCUCUCGUUUUUGUUCACACUUAUCGAUAUGUCUGUGAGGCAUAUAGAUUAUCUUAAGAUCAAGCCAUCACGUAUAUUGGUUGUAGAAAUCCGGCCAGUGAGAUGUUUCAUUGACACCCCUACAGGACCAUCUCGAACAGCGAAGUGGAUGACUUACAAGCACUGGAAAGAGCUGCGUUUAAUGCUGAAUGAGAUUGCUGAUCAGUAUGAGGAGCAAAGGGCCCUCCAGAAGGCCACUGAAGACAUAGAAUGUAAUAAAGGGAAAACAAAAGAAGGCUCAUCAAUAAAGAUUGGGUACAUGUUCACCGCAUAUCGAAAGUGUUCUUGCGUUUAUUUGACACCUAGAGAUUCAAACACUUGGUCUGAUGAUGAGGACGAGGAUGGUGAAUUACGAGACAGAGGUGGAAGAUACCAACACUUUUUACCUUGUGGCGAGAUGUUGGUAGUGAGUGUUGCUCUCCAAGAGAAUCAGCCCCUCAGUCAGCCUAAGGAGAGCCAAUAUAAGGAUGUAGAUUUGCAGGGCUUGAGUGGAUCCCAGGCGGAGGGAAGGACGUCUUUCAUGAGCCCAGCACGAACAGAUCGCCAGCUCCUGAGAGCCUUGGAUAGCUCUAUAGUCUUUACCAAUACCAUCUCCGACUAUUUUGAAAGCAGCCAGAAAAAAACGGAUUCUCAAGUUUUCGUCUGUGCAGUCUGAAAGCACAUCAGAAGACACUCUUAAAGACAAGCAGUCAGUGCUAAAAAAUAUGGCUUACAAAUCGAGAAUGAAACACGGCAAGAGGAAAAUUGGAAGCUCAUCUACCAGCACUCAUUCCAGUUCAGAAAAUGAAUUUCCAAACAAGAGGCAAGUCACCAAAUCGAUUUUUGAUACAGAUAGCAAU